CGAGCGAGCGGAGUAAGCAGUGGCCAUGGCGGCGCAGCCACAGACGUGCCCCGAAGAGACGCUCCCCGACGGGACUCCGGAGCUGCCGAAAGCUGGAAAGUUGAAUCCCGCGGACAACACUGUUGCGAGUUGUCUCAAAGAGACGCCCAGGCCUGUUACUCCCACCGCUGUACGAAAGUUUCGAAAUACAACAGAUCCAGCUCCUGGUGCUAAAAUAAUAUUCUACGGCAGUGCAGGUGAUCCCGACAUUGCAACUCACUUGACACAUGGCAUAAAGUCAGCCUCCAAGUUCACUGUAGCUUCAUUGAUAAGUCCAGUUGCUAAAAGUGUAUUUCAAGAAAAGAUGCAAGACAUGAAAGAAGCAAUUUACUCCAGUAAUCGUGAAGCACCUUUGGGUAAAUCACAUGAUCAAUCUUCAAAGUUACCUGAGGGCUUGGAUAUAAUUAAUACUACCUUUGGAAUGAAAGUCUUCAAAGAUUUAACAGCUGGAGAGCUUGUAAAUCCACCAAAAACCUUUGAGGAAGUGGAUAAAGAAGCAAGAGAAGGACAUGAUUUGUAUGUUCUGUCACAUGAGGAUUAUUACACGGGGGAAUCAGUCAAUAGGAAAUAUAACUCACACUUUGACAAGUCUUCUGUUUAUGGAAUGGAAACCCCUCACUAUGAAGAUGGGCGAAAUACAGCCAAGACCUUAAAUUGGGUCUUGGACCUGGAUUCGAAGAGAGCACCACACCUUGUGUCAAAACAAAGUGAUGAUUUCAAGGAAAAAUACCAGCCUCUGGUUGGAAAAGCUCUCGAUCCUAUAGCAGAAACUAUGAAUGUUCCCCCAGACCAUACAUUUGGAUUGGUGAUCCCUCCAGAUGAUUAUGACGUUCAUGAUCUUCUUCAUGACCGGGUUCCAUGUGAGUUCCUCCGUGGGAAGGACAGAGAAAGAGUUAUCUUGAUUGCAGUUCGGGAAAGUCUGAAGAAAGCUGACUAUGGGAAUUUUGAUGUGUUACUGGAAGCAUUGAGACAUUUUGAUAAGAAUGGUGAUGGAACCAUACACAAGGACAGCGUACGAAAGGUCUUUUUUCAGCUGAACAUGAAUCUAGAUGAUGAGCUCCUGGAAUCCUUAUUUGACUGCUGUGAUUUGGAUAAGAAUGGUCUGAUUAAUUACCGUGACUUUGUGAAUUUUCUGAACUGGAAAGAUAAAAUGGGUGUUAAAGAGUUUGAAGAAAAAAUAAUUACAAAAGGGAAAAAAUUAGAUGCCUAUCUUCCCAAAGACACAAAGAAAGAGGACAAACCACUGCCGGAACAGGAAGAUCUUGAGUUAAAAGAACCAGAAAGCUCAGAAAAGAUGUCAAAACCACUUACAAGAUCAACAGACCGUGUAUAUACAAACUAUCAAACAUCAUCUUCUCAGUAUAAUGCUGUAGUAGGUGGUAUCCCAACGUCCUGUUAUCCAUUGUGUGGUGUUCCAAGUAUUCGUUCAGAUAUUCCUGCUCCUCAAGUGUGCCGCCUCAGUGACACAACUAAUUAUGGUGACCAGGGCAAUAGUUUUUCAGUAUUGUUCCCUUCUGUCUUCAGUCAAAAGGGAGUGUAUGAAAAAGAUCUUUUAAAAAAGCGACCAAAGGCAGAGAUUAAACAAGUUCUCCACAAUAUGGGCCUGAAUGCUGCAGACGAAAGGUUUGAAGAAAUAUGGAAGCAAGUGUGUACAAAACAUGAGAUAAAAGAGCUUUGUGAUUGUGAAGAAAGUAUGUGGAAUAUACUGAAUAAGAUAAAUGAAUCUGGCAUAAAAUUCUAGUCCCUGAUUCCAUUCUCUGGGCACUGCUUUUAUUUAACAUCAGUCAUAAUUCUGGUGCUGAAUAAAUAAUAAACAAUAAAUAUUUAUACUGUCUUUCUGCACAUAUAUAUGAAUAAUUGCAUUUUAUAGGAACUGGUAUCCAUGCUUGUAAAUGUAUUACAAAUAAUUACAAAUAUGUUAUAUUCCAUUUUGCAUUUUUUUAAAUUUUUUUUCUCUUAUAAAUGGAAAGGCACUUUUGAAAAUGCUAAAGUUAAAUGUUUCAGAUAUUCAAGGCCUCACAAAGAUUAUUAUCAUAUCAUGGCAUUUUCCCUUUCUUCUCAUAAUUCUUGUCAACAGAGAUCUGGUUGUGGGAAAGUAUUUGAGAUGUUUAAUGGUUCAUGUGAGAAAGUGUUUUACAGUAAAAUAGUAAGGAAAGUACAUAGUAAUAGAUGUGGGAUCUAUAGUGUUGUCAUGAAAUAGACUCCAUAAAAACCUAUAGGUUAAGAAGUGCCAGAAAUGAAUGUCCAGUUUAUGGCAGAGGGCUCCUAUUCUUUAUGCAAGCUUAUGACUAUUACUUAAUAGUAUUCAGCUUUCACAAUGAAGAAAAAAUAAUGGAUAUUGAGAGGUGUUUAUGUAAUAAACAUUACAUUACUGAGUAGUCAAAAAAGUUUGUGAGGGCUUUCAGAGAGCCAGCUGUUCAUUUGUGACUAGUGUGAUUUCUUGGGAAGAGGGAGAGUCAUUAAUAGAAAACACUUAAAGAUUAUUAUGCAAAUCUCAAUGAAUAGAUAUAAAGUCCAAUAAGAAUAAAUAAUGGAAAGAAUAUGAAAACCUGCAACUGAGUUGGAAUGUUCAUUCUUCUACUACAGCACUGAACUGUGUUGUAAAACAGAUGGAAAUUGUUCACUAUUAAGAGUGAGAAGUAUUGCUUCUAGACUUUCAAAUUCAAAUGAAAGAUUCUUGCCCAAUGUAAUCUUAAUAUACAGGAUUUCAAGAAGGAUGUUAUUUUGUCACCUAUUAGUGUUUUAAAUACCUUAAUAAGAUUUGGAGAAUGUUGCCAGCCAAAAGCGUUACAGAGUUUUACAAUGAAAGCAAAGGUUUGUUUUGUUAAAUACUAGAAAUGCACAUGUAAUGCCAGCUUAACAUUUUAGUUCCUUCUUCUCUCGCGUUUGUUAAGAUUCCUCUUUUGCCUGUGUUCUAGGAGCUAGUCAUUUACAUGUAACUAGCUUGUUAUAUGAAAUCUGCAAGCCAGACCCUUUUGUACAUUAUUUUUGUAGCAUUAACAGUAGCUGUCUUACAUCAAGUAGAAAGAAUUUGCUUUCUGGUAUCUCCAAGGAGCAGGUGGUGGAAAUGCUGCUUGAUGAAGGCAACUUCUUUCCUGCUGUGAAUUAAUGUUCUGCACUGUUGCUGCCUUGCCUCCCCAUCCUUCUGGAACUCUCUGCAUGCACUCAGAAGCGUGCAGGAAGCAGACUGACUCUCCCAAGUGGAACCAUGACAGAAAGAUAAAUGUACAGCUGAUUACAGUUGAAUUUAUAAUGUUAGAGUUUUACCACCUUCAGUGAAAUCAUCUAAAGCUUAUUUUCUGCUCAUAUCAUGGGGGAAGGAAGAAUCCUUUACCUUUGUGGCAGUGAACUUUCAAAAGCACUGGAGAGAAUUACUUUAGAAAAAGCAAAAUAUUUUUCCUCUUCAGUAGAAGGUUUUAGAUGAAAUAUUCAAGCUCGUGCCAGGGGAAAAUGAAAAAAAAAACCUUACUGGAUCUGUGUGUGUGUAUUUAUAUAUAUGUAUAUGUAUAUACAUGAGAUCUGUUAUGUUUGUUCAGCAACUUGAAAUUCUGUGAAACCUAUUUAUUUUUUAUCUACUAUAAAGAUGCUCACUUGCACUCCUCUUUCAGUAGAAUCUUUUCCUUUGUCAAUGAAAUGGAAUUAAUGUUGUUAUUGGUCAGUCUGCUAAAUAAGGUCUGAGUAAAGAAGACUGAUAAAUCAUGGUUUAGUCUUUUGUGAGUAUAUUUGUAACCACAGACUAAAGAUUUUCUUUCAGGUUUGGGUUUGAAAUUACCCCUCUGAAGCUUUAAAAGAUAAAUUACUGAAAAGACCUGUAAAGCCUGCUUGUAGGUUCUUGUUUUUCAUCACAAUACUGAUUAGGAAGUCCCUGAAAGAUUUAAUCACUAUGACACAGCGAAUUCUCAGGAGUUCCCCAAUUCUUUUGCUUCCUUUUGUUAAACACUUUGUGUACACAGAGCUUUGGUGCAGGUUUUUCUGUUUCAUGUCUGUUUAACUUCCCAAUAUGUGAAUUCAAUGACAUGUUUUUAGGCUUUAAAGCUGCAAGUUGUAUUCUGUAAUUUUUGUGGGUCCCUCAAUAUAUUCCAAAAGAUGGAAAAUAUAAGGUUUACUUUCUUCUAUAUUUUAGUGUGAUUCUAGGUAUGGAGCUGAUGUAAUCAGGAUAGCACAAUACUUUGCACUAACCCAGGGGCUGUAUCCAUGGUAAAGUUCUUGGGAAGAGAUAUGAAAACAGCUCAAAAGCCAUGUGUUCUAAGAGUAAAUGUAUAAAUUUAGUGCUUCAGGCAAUUUAUUCUGUUAACAGUUAUAUUAAAAAAUCACAUGUUGACUGAGACAGUGGACAAAACUAAUAAACAGCAAAUUGUAGCAAAGGUAAAUAUUUUGUCAAAAAUUGGUGAUUUCUAGACAUUUUGUGUCAAAUUUUCUUAAUAGAAUUUUCAUAAAAAUAGACACUGGAUAAAAGACACAGCACAUUCAGAUACUUGUGCAUUAUUUCUCCAUUAAUCUCUGUUUCACUCUAAUGAGUAUUCCAAAGAAUAAUGUAUUUAACAAUGAUGUAUUUUUAAUUGGUUCUAUCAAAUGAACAAAGUUCAUUUUAGAGCAGAUGUAUUGGUUUUCAGGAUCAGAGCAGGGAGCUCUUCCUAUAUACAGAGAUAGAGACCAGUGUUUGCUACUCCCCAAAAGCCAUGACAAGGAAACUGACUUUCAAUACCUAAAGACACCCGUAAAAGAUAAGGUUGAAGAUUUGAACGUGCAAAAUUGCUUUUUAUUCAUUCUGUAUUUCUGGCUCUUUUUCUUUAGAAUGUGAAUAUUAGCAUAUAUAAGAAUGUGAAUAUGAAUGUACACAGCUAGUAUGACUUACUUGGCGGCGACUUGUGCUAAGUAAAGCAGAUGUUGGACUCGAUUAUUCUGUUAUUAUUUCAGUUCUCUAAUGAAAAAAAUCAUCUCUGCAAUGACUUUGGUUUGAGAUGCUGUCUUCCAUAGAAAUGUAUGUACAAAUAAAUGUAGGCCUUUCCUUGAUAUUAUUACUA
This is a messenger RNA of Vidua chalybeata, 5063 nucleotides long. RefSeq names its product EF-hand domain family member B (gene EFHB). NCBI's taxonomy places the organism in Eukaryota, Metazoa, Chordata, Aves, Passeriformes, Viduidae. Gene Ontology annotation, molecular function: calcium ion binding. The transcript has 13 exons. The record is from RefSeq and is a predicted model, not a curated record. Bases 26 to 1780 code for a protein of 584 amino acids.